CCCGCCCCCCCCGGGGGCUCGCGGCGCCCGAGUACAAAACAGAAGGGGGGCAAGGCCGCUGGGCUCGGUAGGCAGUGAGAGAGGGGCAAGGCCGCUUGGUUUGAGAGGCAGAGGCAGUGAGAGGGGCAAGGCCGCUUGGUUUGAGAGGCAGUGAGAGAGGGGCAAGGCCGCUGGGUUUGAGAGGCAGUGAGAGAGGGGCAAGGCCGCUGGGUUUGAGAGGCAGAGGCAGUGAGAGGGGCAAGGCCGCUGGGGUCGGUAGACAGAGGCAGUGAGAGGGGCAAGGCCGCUGGGUUUGAGAGGCAGAGGCAGUGAGAGGGGCAAGGCAGCUGGGGUCGGUAGACAGAGGCAGUGAGAGAGAGGCAAGGCCGCUGGGUUCGAGAGCCAGGGAGAGGGGGCCAGGGAGAGAGGGGCAAGGCUGCGGGGUUUGAGAGGCAGGGAGAGAGGGGCAAGGCCGCUGGGUUUUAUAGGCACGACGAGCUAUAGGGGGCAAUGCUGUGGUGCUGUACAGGCAGAGCCAGGGAGAGGGGGCAAGGCUCUUAGUUGCCGGGCAAGGCUCUGAGAGACGGCGAGAGACGGCGGGGACAGGAGGCAAGGCUGGGGGAUAGGGGCAAGGUCCAGGAGUAGGGGGGCCACGGGACCUGGACCCGGCUGAGCGUUGGGGCUGAGAGAAAAGGAACGCGGGGGGCACGGCUCGUGCGAGAGGGGCACGGCCACACUGUCCCAUGGGAGGCUGCGUGGGCAGCCGGCACGGGUCCUCGGGCAGCCUCAACGAGAACUCGGACGGCGCGGGAGUGGCGCUGGGCCGGAACCAGCCACUGCGCAAGGAGCGCCCCAAAUGGAAGAGCGAGUUCCCCAUGACGGCGGGGCAGCUGCGUAGCAAGCGCGACGAGUUCUGGGACACGGCGCCGGCCUUCGAGGGCCGCAAGGAGAUCUGGGACGCGCUGCGUGCCGCAGCCUCCGCCUUCGAGGGUGGGGACCACCAGCUGGCGCAAGCCAUCGUGGACGGCGCCAGCAUCUCGCUGCCGCACGGGUCGUUGACGGAGUGCUACGAUGAGCUGGGCAACCGCUACCGCCUGCCCGUCUAUUGCCUGGCGCCCCCCGUGAACCUGGUGGAAGGGGGCGGCGGGGGCAACUCGGACGGAGACUCGCAGACCUCGGACGCCCAGUCGGCGCCGCCGCCGCCGCCCCCCGGCCAGGAGCUUCCCCUGCGCCUGCGCGUGUCGAUGAUGGGGCGCGACGUGCGGCUGGUGGCGCGCACCACCGACACGGUGCUGCAAGCCAAGCGCCGGCUGCAGGCGCUGGAGGGGCCCGAGCCGUCGAGCCAGCGCUGGUUCUACUCGGGGCGCCUGCUCGCCGACCGCACGCGCCUCGUGGACGCCCGCAUUGCCAAGGACUUUGUGGUGCAGGUGGUGGUGACGCCGAGGGCCGACACGGGGAAGGACGACUGACCGGCUCGCUUGGCCACGAGAGGGCGCGACGAGAACUCUCGAUCGACCUCGGCAGUCGCCCCGAUCGCGUCACUCCAUGGGAUGGAAUGAGCGAGGAGACGGGGGGGGAGUGGAAGAAGAGGAAGAGGAGGGAGAUGGAGGAGGUGGAUUGUAGGCCACUGCUUAUUCCCUGGUUGUGCGACACGACCUCAACUUGACCUCCGUAAUACGUUACGCUGUCACAAGGAGGAGGAUGAAGGUGGAUCGCAGGCGAGACGGAUGGAAGCCGUUGGACUUGGACGUGCGACCUUCCCCUUGGGCGAAGGCCGGACCUUCAGGACCUUGCGUCUCGGACUGCAGUGUGACCCCACUCCCCCUACCCCCUUUUCACAUCUGGGGGUCCGCCUAGACAGAGUUCCCCCACCCCCUCGCACAUCCCCGCCCCCGAGUGCUAGGACAUAUUUGAAGGAGGUUGGAGCUGUGUUUGUUCACCGAUUUCCUCCUCCCGGUGUCGCCUGCGUUGGCGCCAUCUGCAGCAGCAGCAGCAGCAACUCGGCCGCUGCCGCCAUUCGCCACUAAGUGGCGGUGAUGUCACUACAGAGAUUGCGCCGGGCCUGGUGCACUUGUCAGGCUGUGCAAAAUGGCGGAAGCUUUGCUGCCUGUUGCUGGAAACGGGCGCAGUGCACGCACACACGCAGCGAACAAUAACAACACCCGCAGACACGCAGUGAACAACAACAACACCCGCAGACACGCAGCGAACAACAACAACACACCUGCACACACACAAUGAACAACAACAACACAUCCGCACACACACACGACAAACAACAACAACACCCUCACACACGCAAUGAACAACAAAACAUCCGCACACGCAAGGAACAACAACACACCCACACAACGAACAACAAAACAUCCGCACACAUGCAAUGAACAACAACACAGCCCCACACACGCAACAAAAAACAACACACCCUCACACGCGCAGCAAACAACAAAACAUCCGCACACACGCAACGAACAACAAAACAUCCGCACACACGCAAUGAACAACAACAACACACGCACAUAACAACACACCCGCGCACACACACGCUCAUACACUCCCACGAUUGACACUCGUACACACACACACUCCCGCUCGCUCGCACGCGAACACACAAACCCGCCGCACACUCGCACAGCCCUUGGUCGUUCACACGCACACACGAACUCAAAGGUGGUGAGCUCGCUAUGUGAAAGACAAAGACAAUACAGACCCUUGGAGGCAAUUGUUGUUGGCGAGCACCGAUGAACGCCGACACAUGCCAACAACAUGCGCACAGAUGUAUAAUUUCACUCGUUAAGGUCCUUGAUUUCGUUGCUGCUGCUUGUAAUUUAUGUUCGUUAAUGACAGAAAAUAACAAACCGAGUGCGUUUGUACACUU
Lethenteron reissneri (Far Eastern brook lamprey) is the source of this 2857-nucleotide messenger RNA. RefSeq names its product ubiquitin domain-containing protein 2-like. Lineage: Eukaryota; Metazoa; Chordata; Hyperoartia; Petromyzontiformes; Petromyzontidae. Gene Ontology annotation, molecular function: protein binding. The record is from RefSeq and is a predicted model, not a curated record.